AUGAAAGACAAGGAUAAAGUUGCAAGUUUAAAAUCGGAAAGUGAAUUGCACUUGCGCAAAGCCGAAGUAUUUUUGAAAAAGUGUAGUAGUUCAAAAAAGGAAGACGAAAAUGUGAAUGAAAACAAAUUAUCUAUUUGCUUCGAUUUUCAAAAGAAUCUGCCAUUGCCGGUCACUCAUGUAACUGAUGAAUAUUAUCUCAAGGAAUUAUGGCUUCAUAAUUUUGGUAUACAUAACUUAAAAGAAAACUCAGCAACUAUGUACUUGUUUACGGAAAAUUAUGCACAUAAAGGGCCGAAUGAAGUAAUAACUGCUUUGGAUGAUUAUUUUUUAUACCAUAAAAUCCCAGAUCAGACACAUUUAGAAAUACUUAGUGAUAAUGGUUUCAGUCAAAAUAAAAACAGAUUUAUUUUUACGUAUUUUGAUCAAUUGUCUGCGAAAGGCUUGUUUAAAACAAUUUCUGUAAACUAUCCAAUUCGUGGGCAUUCAAUGAUGUCCACUGAUAGAGAUUUUGCUCUCAUAGAAAGACAAAAUUAA
Molecule: messenger RNA, 534 nt
Organism: Parnassius apollo (apollo)
Lineage: Eukaryota; Metazoa; Arthropoda; Insecta; Lepidoptera; Papilionidae
Source: the annotation of a GenBank genome assembly